This is a messenger RNA of Scylla paramamosain (green mud crab), 1048 nucleotides long. RefSeq lists its product as uncharacterized. Lineage: Eukaryota; Metazoa; Arthropoda; Malacostraca; Decapoda; Portunidae. Gene Ontology annotation, molecular function: DNA binding, bending; transcription cis-regulatory region binding. Gene Ontology annotation, biological process: regulation of transcription by RNA polymerase II. Bases 187 to 978 code for a protein of 263 amino acids. The record is from RefSeq and is a predicted model, not a curated record. The transcript is spliced from 6 exons.
CAUUUCUUGAUCUUCGUGUAUAUCUUGACUGAUCUCUGAAUCAUCACCUAACGUAAUAUAUUACAUAGAAAAACUCAGAAAUAAAGAAGAAUGGAAGAAUUAUGGUGUCUAUAAUGAUCAGUGGCGGACAGUAAACGUUUCUGUAUCAGCUGAUAGUGUUUGUUUACCAAGGAUGAGAACAGCGCGAUGGUCAUGUCCCUCUUGGCUAAUGUUUCUCGACCAUGUAUGCUCUACAAAGGCUCUUUAGAAAGACUGUGGCCAGUAUUAUGUCUUGUCUCUUCAGCUGGGAAGAAGACCUUGCAGCAAGAGCCUGAUCUUCCUAAGAUUCCCAGGAAACCUUUGUCACCUUAUAUACAAUUUCGUGUGAAUAAUCUGGAUGAUAUCCGAAGAAACAAUCCAUACUUGACUCAUAAAGAGGUCAACAAUAAAGUGGUGGAAAUGUGGCAGAGUCUCACCUUUGAAGAGAAGAACCUUCACUCUCUAGAGUAUGAGAGAAAAAAGACAGAAUAUAAUAUACUGUAUAAAGAGUUUGUAAAGAAGUUAGAUGCACUGACAGUAAAGCAAGCAUCUGAUGGCAGAGGAAAGAGAAAAGGCCGACUGAAACUGAAACCUGAGGAAGACUGGAAAGUUAUGAAGGAAAAGCUCACCAAAGAGACAGAGAAUGUUGUGAAAAAAGCGGAGUAUGAUAGGUUGGGGAAACCUAAGUAUCCAAAAAAUUCCUUCAUACUUUACCUAAAUUCAUUAAAGCAAGAUGGAAUUAAGUUGAAGAACCUACUACGUGAUGGAUCAGUAAUGUGGAAAGAGUUGCCAGAAGAAGAAAAGGAAAUUUUCCGACAAAAAGCCAAAGCACUUCAAGAGCAAUACCAAGCUGCCCUUCUAGUUUGGGAAACCAAGAUGUGGGAGAUGGGCAAGUGUGACCUAAUUCGCCAAGAGCAAAGGACACAGCUGAGACGAAGACAAAGACUUGGAGGAUCUUAGGAAUGUCUUACGUAUUGUACUGUAUAUAUAUAUAUAUAUAUAUAUAUAUAUAUAUAUAUAUAUAUAUAUA